This is a messenger RNA of Chlamydomonas reinhardtii, 3314 nucleotides long. RefSeq lists its product as uncharacterized. Lineage: Eukaryota; Viridiplantae; Chlorophyta; Chlorophyceae; Chlamydomonadales; Chlamydomonadaceae. The record is from RefSeq and is a predicted model, not a curated record. The transcript has 5 exons. The coding region runs from base 228 to 1871 and encodes 547 amino acids.
AAAAUCUUGCGAGUGUCACGCCUUGCUGUGCACGUGCUCGCUCUGCUCGAAGCCCGCAACUCAUCAAGUCGCUCCAUGCAGCCCCCGGCUAAAACCGAACACUUCGCACGAUAUCUUCAAUCGUCCGUAUCAAGUAUACUUAUAACUCUCAAGCGGCCUUGACUCUGAGCCGCAUACAGUAGAGCGCCCGCUGGCCAAAGCACACUUGUAUCUCCUGACGCAGCAUAAUGGCGGACAGAGGUCGCAAGGCCUUCCCUGUCUCGUCGCAUGUUUGCGAUGAGAAAUGGCAGCGCCACUGUAUGGACCUCCAUAAGCAGCGGCUUACAGACAUGAAGCACCGCAUUGACACAGAGAAGCCUGAAACCUUUGAUAUGCAGCUUUCGAAGGGCAAGCGUGCAAUGCUUGAGAAGGAGCGCCAAUACGAAAUCGACAGGGAGAACGCCAUCUUACUUCAGAAGAUGGUUCGCAUUAAGGAGCAGGACACCCGCGCGGUGUUCCGGCCCUGGACCGCGCGUUCAACGUUCCAGUGGAAGCUGGGGCACUACUACGACCCCUCCACGGGCACCAAGACGCUCGACCACAUUAACCUGACCUCCUCGGUGUCGCCCCGCUCCAUCCACUACUACGCGCUAUCACGGCCAGGCACUGCGCCGCCUGACGUCACAGCCCGCAUGCGCGACAUGCAGAUCCAGUCCGACAACACCAAGCUGCUGCGCACCAUCACCACCAUGCGCUCUGUGUACUCUGUCGAUGAUCUUGAGCGCCGGCACGUGGAGGAGUCGGUGCUGGUCAACCGCAUCUCAAACUUCCGGGGUCCUGAGACCGCCAGGUACAACCCGCCCGGCCGGAGUGCCAGCGCCAGCCGCCGCUCGCCAUACCUUCAGCCGUUGUCAGGGCAGCGCGCUACUAGCUCCGCUCGCCCCGCCCGCCACUCGCCAGUCACCUCCUCUGCACCGGGGCCCCUCCGCAGCAGCAAUGGCACCAGCCAGCAGCGCUACCUGGAGGAGGCGCAGGGUCGCGACAUCCCGCCGCCGUCCUCGCGCGGGGGCUCACGGCCCGGCACCGCCAUCGCAGGGCCACGUGCCCAGAACGGCUCCGGCAGCGCUGGCAGCGGCGGCCUGGGCGCCACCUCCCCGCGCGCCAGCGAUCCCAAUGCCGAGCGGCGAGCUAGCGGCAGUGCCGCCAGCUCGCGAGGAGGCUCGGGCUCUGGCGCGCAGGCGGCGGCCGCGCCCACUGGGCAGUCGUUCUCGUUCGGUGCCAAGCCGGAGGCCAAGAACGGAGUAUCCCAGACGGCGGCGAAGAAGGCGGCUGACACCAGCGCAGACGACUACGGUGAUGAGACGUAUGAGCAGGACGAGGAGCACUACGAGGCGGACCCCGACCAGGAGGAGGCAGAGCAGGAGGAGGAGGAGGAAGCAUCCCCAGCAGCAGCAAAGUCGGAGGAGGAGGAGGAGGACGAGAAGCCUGCAGCGCGUGCGGCCAGCAACACGGGAAGUGCUAUGCCGGACACAGGGGCGGAUGCGGCAGGCGAGAGCUAUGGCGAUGAAGGGUUCGAAGCUGAGAAGGAGGAGCAGGAGGAGGGAGCGGCCCCGCAGGACGAGGGCGAGGAGGACCAAGAAGAGGAUAAGGCUGGAGAGGAGGAGGCGGAACAGGAGGAGGCAGAACAGGAGGAGGCGGAGCAGGAAGAGGCGGAAGCAGAAGCAGAUGGCGGCUUUCAGGAGGACGCGGAGGAGGGGCCGAAGAGCGAGCUUGAAAAGGCGGAGGAGGAGGAGAUGGCAGCGCAGUUUAACGCGGGAAUGACGGAAGACGCUGAGGGCGGGGACGACGCGCCGCUGCCAUCCCCCGGCGGCUUCGCGAACGACUGGAGUUAAGCAGCGGGAUGGUAGCUGGUGAUAUUGGGCAGGGCAUUCUGACGUCAUAGCUCGUGUGGGUGUGAUUGUAGCCUGGCAACGGUCAGUUGUACCCGCAGAAGAAAGGGGUGAGACGCUGGUGGUUAGCUCCCUAGGCAGGACUAGACGUGUACUGAUAUAACUGGCGCUCUGCAGGUUGGCGCGCUCCCUGUUACGCGUAGAUUGUGGUGAUAGAGCAGGAUAAGAAUGAAGGACUGAAGCAUGACUGUGUGUGAUUUUGUCGGGGUAUAGUUCCCCUGUGGUUCCCGUGUCUAUGCGUGUGUGCGAACGGCCCACGUUGACGCGUAUGUGGCUGUGCCCGAAGCUGGAGAAACACACUAAAGCUGUACUAACACUGGUGCGUGGGCCACCCCGGGCUCGAAAGGGUGUGCGACGGGACAGUAUCAAGGCAGGUUGGUGAAGUCCCGCAGGGUGCAGCUGAUUGGGCUCGAAAGGGAGUGUAUCCGACUGCCGCAGCUGAACUUAUGUAAAAUGACAGGGCUAACUCCUGUCGUGAUGAACAAAAAAAAGUAAAAUGUCUGAUCUGGGACAGCUCCGACUAACCCCCAACUAACUCGUGUACGGCACCCCCACCCCCCUCAGCCGUACAGGAGUUGCCUUGGGAGUCGGCAGCUGCGCGAGUGUGAGCAGGUAGUUGUACGGUUGCCCGGCUCGGAAGCUACAUGGCUGUAGUGACGCACACGGGCAGUUGGUGUUAGUCGACAGGCGCGCGAGUGGGAGCUGGCAGUUGAGUCAGCCCACGCGCCGCCGGCUCGCGGUUGCGUGGCUUCGUGGUGUCUGUGUGGUGUUAUCGCCUGGCCGUGCGCCCGGAGAGUGAGGGCAGCGCGUCAGCAACUCCUCCCUUUAUGGGGGACACAUACCGGUAGAUGCAUGGGGAUUUCCACGCAGCGGACGGGGUGCCCUCAGGGUGCGCGGACGGGCCGCCCUCAGGGUGCGCGGGCGGGCCGCUCUCAGGGUGCGCGGGCGGGCCUGCGCGGAUGAACACAUCGAUGACGCCCGCCCGCCAGCAACGCUGGCUACGCGACCAGCUCAGUUCCACUCGCUUAUGCCCUCGCAUUCCGCUGUGCUAAGCCCGGUUACUUGCUGCAUGUCAUGCCUGUACCCCUCCUAAUGACGAGUGUUGCGGAACUACUGCGUACGCAGACCAGAGCGGAAGGCGGAGUGGGCUUGCAGGCGGCACGAGAGUAGGCAGUCAGUAGCGCAAGUUGCGAAUUCACAUGUUACCUCGUAACCGACGGUAAACGCUGCGGACGGUCGCGCCCAUGGCUGGCUGACGGAAGGCGGCUGCUGUAUUCAGUGUUUUUUUUGGGUAAUACCAUUACUUUCCGGUAAUGGAUCCGGAGGUGGGCGUCCGGAGCCGGUAAUGAGCGCGCCGAAGGCGCGCCAAAGCCGUUACCGGCCGUA